AGAACAAUUAAUGUCAAUACAAUUGUCACCGUCGUUUUCUUGUUGAAGAGUGUAAUUUAUUGUUUUUAUUAACAAAUUACUGAAUAAAUACUUCACCAAAUAAUAUGAGCAUUAGCAGCGCGUGACAUCUAUCAAUAUACUAAUAUUUACGACGAUCUGUUGUAAAUAUUGAUUACUAACCUUAUAAUUGUAAUGAAAAUAGAUUCCCUGCGGGGUGUUUAUAUUGUUAUUUAAGGGUCUUUAGAUACUCAAAAUGAGUUAUAAUUCGGGCGGAAGUGGUAGUAAGGGGUUUGGGUUCGCUGGUUUCACGAUGCCGAAGCGCAAUCCGUCGAACGUGUCGCUUCACGCGGUGCCUCCGCCGACGACGCCGAUGCAUGCCGUGCCGCCGCCGACGACGGGGCUGUCGAAGCAGGGCUACUCCACCAUGAGCUCCAUCACACAAAACGCCGUCACCGGGAACUGGGGCUCGCUGGGCAAGAAACGAUCCAAGACAGAGGAUGAAUAUUUUGAUGAAGAUGAUGAGCCGCCUACACCAGCCCUGGCCUAUAUCCCAGCUCCUGGAAGCCCAACAUAUGAAGCUGCGUCUAGCUCCAAGCCUGAAGAUGAUGAUGAAGAGGAUCCCCUAGACGCGUACAUGGCGGGCCUGGAGCAGCAGGCAGCAAAGGACCUGGUGGCCAGUAAGGAGAAUGCGGCCAGCGGCAAGGGCGACAGCGGGAGAGGGACUCGAGGGGACAUUGAUGAGAUGGAUGAUGAAGAGAGCUAUUAUAAAUAUAUGGAAGAAAAUCCUCUAAAUAACGGCGACGAUGGCUCUGAUGUGGAAAUAGAAUACGACGAGGAUGGCAACCCCAUUCCGCCACCAAAGAAGAAGUUUAUUGACCCACUACCGCCUAUAGAUCACUCGGAGAUCACGUACGAGCCCUUUGAGAAGAACUUCUACACGCCACAUGAAGAUAUAGAGAACCUCACUCCACAGCAGGUUGAGGAGCUAAAGAAGAAUUUAGGUGUAAAGAUCUCGGGCCCGGACCCGCCGCGGCCGGUGAGCAGCUUCGCGCACCUGGGCUUUGACGAGCAGCUGAUGCGCGCCAUCCGCCGCUCCGAGUACACGCAGCCCACGCCCGUGCAGGCGGCCGGAGUGCCCGCCGCCCUGUCCGGCAGGGACCUCAUAGGUAUCGCGCGCACGGGCUCGGGCAAGACGGCCGCGUUCCUGUGGCCGCUGCUGGUGCACAUCAUGGACCAGAAGGAGCUCGCGCCCGGAGACGGACCCAUAGGCCUCAUCCUAGCGCCCACCAGGGAGUUGGCGCAACAGAUUUACAUGGAAGCGAAACGUUUCGGCAAGGUGUACAACAUCAGGUGCGUCUGCUGCUACGGUGGCGGCUCCAAGUGGGAGCAGGUCAAAGCUUUAGAAGGUGGUGGUGCUGAGAUCAUAGUGGGUACUCCAGGGCGUGUGAUAGACCUGGUCAAGUGCAAGGCCACCAAUCUCAACCGCGUCACAUACUUGGUGCUGGACGAGGCUGACAGGAUGUUUGACAUGGGUUUCGAGCCGCAGGUGCGGUCGCUGUGCAGCCACGUGCGGCCGGAGCGGCAGGCGCUGCUGUUCUCGGCGACGUUCCCGCGGCGCGUGGAGCGGCUCGCGCGCGACGCGCUGCACGACCCCGUGCGCGUGCAGCACGGCGCCGCCGGGGAGGCCAGCCAGCUCGUGGCGCAGCACGUCCGAAUAUUCAACAAACCCGAGGACAAAUGGCCGUGGUUACUGCGUCACCUGGUCGAGUUCCUCUCAGCAGGCAGUGUGUUGAUUUUCGUCACUAAAAAGCUAGAAGCAGAGCAGACGGCAGCUAACCUGGGCGUGCAGCAGUACGAUGCGUUACUACUGCACGGUGACAUGGAGCAGGCCGACAGGAAUAAGGUCAUCACAGCGUUCAAACGGAACGAGAAUAAUAUACUAGUCGCCACUGAUGUUGCAGCCCGUGGUCUGGACAUCCCGCACAUCCGCACGGUGGUGAACUACACGGUGGCGCGCGACAUCGACACGCACACGCACCGCGUGGGCCGCACGGGCCGCGCCGGCGUCCGCGGCGACGCCUACACGCUGCUCGACCGCGCGCGCGACAAGGACUUCGCCGGGCAUCUGCUCAGGAACCUCGAGGGGGUGCAGCAGGAAGUGCCUGAAGAGCUCAUGCACUUGGCGAUGCAGUCGGCUUGGUUCCGAAAGUCUCGCUUCAAGAAGGGCAAGGGGAAAAACUUGAAUGUCGGAGGCUGUGGUCUAGGGUACAAGGAGCGGCCCGGGCUGCCGGCCCCGCAGGAGGAGGUCCCCGGCCUGGCCGUGGGCGAGCGCGCGCCCGGCCCCGCUACUGACAGACUGGCCUCGCUGAAGGCCGCUUUCCGCUCACAAUAUAACCAGUUCACGGCAUCCACAGACCACUCAUGGGAACAGACGCGGCCCGCCAUCCAACCCGGAGUCAACGCGCCCGCAGCACUCGCAGAAGACCGCGAGGACCGGGACGAGAGGCAAGCCCGGGAGGAGAGAGAGGAGAGGGCGGAGAGAGUGCGAAAGAGUGGCAAGAGAAGUCGCUGGGAGUAAGAGAGACAGAGGAACAUACACAGACUUACCACACUCGUAUCGUCAACGUGAUUUGUUAACGCCUUUAUGAAUAUAAGAUAAGUUCUCUAUACUUGGCCAAAAAUAAAACGAAUUUACUUGACAGACAGAAAUAACCAAAUUGUUUUGAAAGAAAUGAAGAAAAAAUAUUUGGGACAAACGGCAUAUAGAAUGGCAUGGAGAUAUAAUAUGAAUUCCUUAGUAUUGUGACGUUAACGAUACGAAUAGUUUACGCUAGUAGCGUUUAGUGACCGUGCUAAAGCUACGUGCCUGCAUGCUGGGCAACACUCGCAGUAUGAUACGUUAGAUUGAGUCAUUGUCACGUGUUUUGGAGAGAAGUUUCCAACUAAACAAAAAGUAAGAAAAAAUAUGCAAAAAAUAGUUUAUAGGGUAAUUUCACACCCAGAAGAUGUGAUUUAGUCCUAUGGCAUCAAAUUAGUAGGCCCCACGAAUAUGUUUAUCUGAAAUUAUUAAUAUAGUAUUCUAGAAUUCUAUAUAUCAACCUCUGUGAUUUGUAAAAGCACCAUAAACAAAGUACCUUUUCCCCAAAACAUGACAAAUGACAGUUGUUUUUUAAGAGUUAAAAAUAAAGUAAUAUAAAAAUCGUUUUAGCACUCCAAUAUAUUUUAAAUAAUUACUAUUUAAUGGCUGAAAUCAUUUAAGACUAAAUAUUAUUAUAUAAAUGUCGUUCCCGUAUAUUAUUGAUAUAGAUAAUGUAUUUUCUUACAGGAUACCCAUAUGUAGCGAUUGAUAACGAAUUAAUUUCUUAUAUAAGUAUUAUAUGCAUAGUUUAUAUAAAUAUAGAAUAUCAUUAUAUGUUUAAAAUGUAUAUCGGCACUUUGGACUGACAAAAAUAUUUAUUUCGCAACAUUAUUAAAAUGGUCCCUUUGUAAUGUAUUUACGUGUCGCUCUAAAGAUUAUGCGUUAAUUAUUAUUAUAACUUUCGGAUUCAUGAUUAUUCAAUUAAUAAAGGUUUAUUCAUGC
Trichoplusia ni (cabbage looper) is the source of this 3580-nucleotide messenger RNA. Its product is annotated as ATP-dependent RNA helicase DDX42. Gene Ontology annotation, molecular function: RNA helicase activity; ATP binding; nucleic acid binding. The transcript is spliced from 15 exons. The record is from RefSeq and is a predicted model, not a curated record. The coding region runs from base 254 to 2578 and encodes 774 amino acids. NCBI's taxonomy places the organism in Eukaryota, Metazoa, Arthropoda, Insecta, Lepidoptera, Noctuidae.